UUCCGAGGACCUUCUUAAAGCGGCGAUCAGAGAAAUUUUGCUGCUACGACUCAGAAAAGAGAGUACGUGUAGACAAGUGUUACAGAUUAUUAUUUGCGAAUUUUCCAACUUUGUGGUUAUUUCAAGUGACCCACGGGUAGUCCGUUUUCUUGAAUCAGUGCAAAACAUCGGCAGGUGUAAAACUUGGUAGGUGGGCAUUAUCCCAUUUCCCAGCUAGUUAGCUGGCUAGCUAGCUGAAGCGGCUAGAUUAGCUAGCUAGCUGACAUACGUGAACUCCAGGUCAACCACGUUCCCAUUCAGUCGGCAUAUCGGCAGAGUCACCGCUUGGAUCAAAGCUGUGUUUCUGCCAUGGACGGUGAUGCUUGUAUUCAAGAGAAGAAUGCAGGUGAUGCUGCCGUGGACCAAGUAAAGAAAGAACCGGCAGCACCAAUUCCACAUAGAUAUACCAAGGAGAAGCUUCUCUUAAUAAAAGAGCUACCCAUCUCCAACAAAAGGCCAAACUGUCUGUCAGAGAAAUAUGAUAGCGAUGGCGUCUGGGAUCCUGAGAAGUGGCAUAUCUCAAUGUAUCCCAACUCGGGGCGUAAUUCUCCAAUGGAAGGCUUUAAGAAGGAGCAUUUGGAGGAUAGAGGUCCACUGAAACGAAGAAUCCCAGAUCCCCGCGAGAGGUUAAAGGAGGACGACUUGGAUGUCAUACUGAGCCCACAGCGUCGUAGCUUUGGAGGUGGAUGCCAAGGCAAUGCUGCUCCUGCAAUCCACUCGUCCCGACCAAUCAGCCCAUUAGAAAAUAAGGAGAACGAGACUCUCCGUCUAGGAGGAUCACGAAGGAUCGGAAGUGGCCGUAUCAUUGCUGCCCGAGCUUUUGAAAGAGAAGCCCGCCUGGAAAGGGAAAGGGAAAGGGAACGGGAUGUCAGAGACUUCAAAGACAAAAGAUUCAGGAGAGAUUUUGGAGACAAACGUGUGUUUAGUGAACGCAGAAGGAAUGAUUCUUAUGCGGAAGAGGAGCCAGAGUGGUUCUCUGGAGGCCCUACGAGCCAGUCGGAGACGAUCGAGCUCAUUGGAUUUGAUGAUAAAUUAUUAGAAGAUGAUAGACGCAAGUCCAGGCGCUCAAAGAAGAGGACAGAGCCUGUGAAAGAAGAAUGUAAUGGACAGCCAGAGGAGCCAAAUGUGACUGUGCGGCCUUCAGCUGAUCAAGAGGUUCCUCACCCUGAUGUGCUGCCAGAGCAGUCCACUGGUGACUUUGACUUCAAUGAAUUUUUCAAUCUGGAGAAGACCAUGCCAGGACUGGCGUCUAUGAUAGAGGAUGUUUUAGGCGAAGGGCCUGUAUCAGCAAGCCGCUUCAGUCAGUGGUUCUCCAGCAACGUGAGCCCUUCAGGGAGCCGCUCUAGCAGUCUGAGAUCCACCCCGCACGAGGAACUGGAAAAACUAGCAGGGCUUGAAGCCCUUGGCACAUCAUCUGGCCAAGGCCCUGCCUCAUUCUUCACACCCAUUCAAUCAUCAGAAUCAAAGGAGAAGGUGGACAUACUGGAGCUGUUGCACAAGGCCAAAGUAGACCUGAAGCCUCUUCUCUCCACUCUUUCUCAGAACAAGGCUCGCCUCCGAGAAAACACUCACUCUGGAGCAGUGCUGUCCCUGGAGGAAGUGGAGGGGGGAAUGAAAGGGAUGAAACUGGCCUCAGAACCACAAGUGCCAAAGGUAGCACCUCCGCGGAGAGGAAACGGGACCCCAUUCAUGGCUGAGCACUUAGAGGAGGCGUUAACGGGUGGUCCCAGUGCUCGUCCACGUUCGCGUGACACGGAUAUGUCAGCCUUUAAUAAACUGGUCAGCAGCAUGAAGGCAAGUGGAACUCUGCCAACGCAUCCCAAAACCAACUCAAGCAAUCAAUCUUCAGGGCUGACUGAAGUUCCGAUGCCUCCUCAGCAACCGAAAAACAUAUUCCAGGAGCUCUUGGGACGGCCUGUUCGUAGUCGCUCCCCAGUGUUACUUGGCAACCUUUUGGGCAAUUCUGAGGUCUCGGGUCCUCCCAGCUCUCUACAUGGCCUGCUGCACAAGGGUCCCUCACCACCGCUCUUCCCCCAGAGGUCACCCUCACCAGACUACUUCAACAGUCGCUUGCAACAUCCAGCAGGCUUUCCUGUUGGAGCUCAGCCCUUAAUGCCUGAACAAUAUGCUGACAUGCACAGGUCCAUCAGCCCUGCAGCUGCAGCCCAUCAUCAGAUGAGACCGCUCUCAAUGCCAGUGAAUCAUGCAGAUCUUGAAGCACUAGCAUUUCAGCAGGAUCUUGCGCUACAUGCCCAUCAUCAGUUCCCAUCCGGCUACAACAGGCUACCACAGGACAAAUCAUUUCAAAAUCGACCACAGCGUGUUAACCGCUCCCCUGGUCCAGGCUCCCAGCCUGCUGGAAGAAACUCACCAGGCAGUGCUGUCACCAGUAUGCUGUCUCCAUCGUUUACGCCCACAUCAGUGAUCCGCAAAAUGUAUGCAACAAAAGAGAAAAGCAAAGAUGAUCCAGCAAGUCGAUUAGAGACCAAAGAGGAGGCAGCAGUCCACUCUCAAGCUGAGAACCACCUUGAAGCAGUUGAAGGGAAUGGCGCCCAGUCUGGUGGUGUCAAGCACUUCUCUCAGACCUUGCCGGGCAAAGAUCAGGAGCGACUAAGGCCACUUUCUACCGGACAUCAUACGCCCACCACGGCACCGCCAGGACCACCCAUGACUUUCCCGCGUUCCAUCUACCCGGUACCGCUGCUAUCCCACGUGCCAAUGGUGCGCCCGCCUCCUCAGCUCCACCCCAGUGUGGUCCAACGAAUGCUGGCACAGGGAAUCCAACCCCAGCAGCUUGGCCCAGCACUGGUCCAAGCAGGUAUAUAUCCACCACAUGUUGACCUUGCGCAACUUCAAGGCUUGCCCCCCGCAAUACUGGGCCAAACCCUGUACCCUCUCAGUGCAACGGGGGGGCAUCCACCGCUUCUGCCUACCAGAGCAAACAAUCAGAUGCAGUUGGCAGUGAUGCAGCAGCAACUUCAGCAGCAGAGACAAAUGCAUCAGAGCAUCCCAGGUCCAUCAUCUCAGAGCCAAGGUCCCCAUCGAGCGAAUGGCCCCCAGCGACAUGCAAGUCCCCCUCCAGGCCUAGCCAAGUGGUUUGGAUCUGAUGUGCUGGAUCAGCAACUCCCUUCCAUGCCAGCCAAGGUUAUAAGCGUAGAUGAGUUGGAGUUCCGGCCUUAAGGAACUUUAAUGCUGUUGUGGACUGUGAAAUAUAUUUUCUCUUUCUCUCCCUGAUGGAUACAUUUAAAUGUGAACUUUAGUUUGAAGCCACAGCACACACCUGGGCAGUCAUUGCGACUCGAACAAUGAAGUCAAAGCUCUUACAGAAAAUGUAAGCCGGGCAAUGGAGAUGUUACUGCAGCUAUGCUUUUCUGUUUAUUUGUUUCAUCUUUUUUUUUUUUCUCCCUUCAUUUUAUUUUGUCCCUCUCGUUUUGUAUUGGACUAGUGGUAAAUUAGGGAGUAAGUUAUGUAUAUUCACUAUUUGUACAGAUGAUGGGAAGUUAACUUAGUCCCACUGUAUAUAGCAAUGGUUUCUUUUUCUAGGUAUAAGGGAGGUGAAACUAAAGUUUAAAUGCAUCACUAAGAGCUGGUAGCACUCCUUGUAGACUUUCGUUUUCCUCGUGAACCGCACUGAGAGCUAUUGCAAGCAAUGGAUGGGGAGGUUUGGUAUCUUCUCUUCCCUUGCUAGUGGCUCAGUUGGAUAGAUGUGACGAGCAGAAUCAUUUCAGGACUACUCCAAGGGACUGCUGGUUGUGCCUUCUGUGUACAUGGUUUUUCCCCCUUUUGUACUGUAUCCUCUCCCAUCCAAACUGCCACAAGAGGAGGCAGUCUCACAAUUUCUGGAGGUGUCUGGAUUCAGUUUUUUUUUUUUUUUUUUUUGUGCUCUUAAGUUAUAAAGCACAGAUAGAAUUAAUAAAAGUUGUGACAAACAGAA
Molecule: messenger RNA, 3973 nt
Organism: Syngnathus acus (greater pipefish)
Lineage: Eukaryota; Metazoa; Chordata; Actinopteri; Syngnathiformes; Syngnathidae
Gene: eif4enif1
Product: eukaryotic translation initiation factor 4E nuclear import factor 1
Exons: 19
Coding region: 349-3219 (956 amino acids)
Biological process (GO): negative regulation of translation
Cellular component (GO): nucleus; cytoplasm
Molecular function (GO): mRNA binding
Source: RefSeq, a predicted model, not a curated record